Messenger RNA from Drechmeria coniospora, 2598 nucleotides. RefSeq lists its product as uncharacterized. Bases 1 to 2598 code for a protein of 865 amino acids. The transcript is spliced from 2 exons. The record is from RefSeq and is a predicted model, not a curated record. Lineage: Eukaryota; Fungi; Ascomycota; Sordariomycetes; Hypocreales; Ophiocordycipitaceae.
AUGGCCCCGACUUCGGACGAGCUCUCGGCGCCCGGCGCUGGGAGAUACGACUCGACGACCAUGACUGUCGGCGAUGGAACGUGGGACUUUACCAAGAAUACCUUCCUGCUGCCGAACCUGCAAGGGCUCAACUUUGAGACGAUGCGAUACAACGGCAUGGGCAAUCGUUUCUCGACGCUCUCGCAGUACCACCGCAUGAUCCUCGCCCACGGCAUCAUGGGUGCCCUCGUCUUCCUCGUCCUCGUUCCCCUAUCCGUCAUGACGGCCCGCUUCUACUCCCGAAGACCCGGCUACGCCAUCACCUAUCAUGCGCAGAUUCAUGUCUUCGCCGCCAUGCUGCUGCUUGCCGUCCUCAUUCUCGGCUGCCUCGCCGUCGGGCCCGAGCGAAACCUGACGAACCCCCACCACGGCAUCGGCGUCGCCAUAUACGUCCUCUUCGUCCUUCAGCUGGUCGGCGGCCGCCUCGUCCGCCACAUCACGAAGCUCCGAUCGCUGCGCAUCAUGAUUCAUCAAUGGUCGGGCCGGGCCAUCGCUCUGCUCGGCAUCGUUCAGGUGCCUCUGGGGCUCACCCUCUACGGCUCGCCCAAGUAUCUCUUCGUCCUCUACACCCUCUGGGUCAUCUUUCUGCUCCUCGUCUACUUUGUCUUGAGCUGGCGGGCGCCGGAUCGUCGCGACCUGUACGAAUCCGGCACGAGAUCCGACGCCGCACGUACGCGCUUCACCGAGUCCGAGUACUAUUCCGGCUCCCGCUCGAGCGAAUGGAAGAGAUCCCUCGGUCCCAUGGCCGCCGGCGCCGGCAUCUUGGCUCUCAUCGGCUUGGCGAGUAAAAAGAAGGAGGACAGGGCCCGCAGCCGGAGUCGCAGCCGGAGUGGGCGCCGGAGCAGGUCGAGAUCCUUCAGCCGAAUGAGCUCCAGCCACAUGCCGGACGUCGUCUCUUCGAGGCGAGAUUCUGGAAGCUUUACCGAAAAGUACUCGGAAAUCCAUCCGCCCAGGAAUGGCGGCGGCGGCGGCGGCGGCGGCGGCUUCGUGAAAAUCCUUGGCGGUCUUGCCGCCGCAUUGGGGGCUGGCAAGUUCGCCUCGAACCUGACAAAAGGACGGGAUAGACACGACGACGACUACUCGGCCCUGUCCACCCACACGCCUCGCCGAAAUAGAUCGGGCCGCGGCGCAGCCUCGAGAACCGACCUCGGCAGCGCGUACACGGAUGACUACUCGGUAGACACUCGAGAUGGAACCCAGACGUCCAUCCUGCCGCCCUCGGCCCACCCGAACCUCGCCAGAAACGGCGCCGAGAGCAGAGACACGCGGCCUCCGUCGACGCCUCGGCAGAUGCAUGGCCGCCGAGACGAGUUUGGAGACUCGGACUAUUCGUCGUACGUGAGUCCCUCUCGCCGGACAGGGGCCGAUGGUCGUCGGCCGGGCGAGGGAGCCGUGGCCAAGGGCAUCAUGUCCGGUUUCGGCAUGGGAUGGUUGGCCAAGAAAAUGUCCGGUGGACGAGCGAAGAAGGAGGCAGAUAGGCUACGGGACGAGGAGGACAUGCGUUCCGGCACCCAGGGCUCCAAGUUCACCGGCGACGGAUACCCAUCCCCGUCGCGGAGAUACUCGCACCGACCGGCUCCGGUUCGACGGCAGACGAGCUACGGCAGGGACACGGAGAUCUCGGAGCUCACGGGGUCGUCGAUCGAAACCCGGGACGCCGCCGGUGGCUACGUCCCGUACGAACCGAGCGGCGCGCCCAUGACGAGCAGCGGAAGCCGGCCACGAUCCCGCUCGAGGCAAGAACCCGUUUCCAUGCCGGCCAUGCCCCCCGACCCAGGCCCCGUCCCCUUCUCGGGCGCCGAGGAGUCGUACUUGUCGUCCGAGGACAGCCGCAGCCGACCUCAGAGGCGAACUUCAUCGCGCCGCCGGAGGGCGGGUGAGAGAGCCGCGGCCAAGGCAGCGGCGAGGGCGGAGACGCUGGCGUCGGAAACGGGCUAUCGCGACGAGAGGGACCGGUACGGGUCGCCGCAAAGCCAACCGUUCAGCGUCAAGCUCAAGGUGCACGACGACCGGGACAGGAACGUGACUCUGCGACGGCUCACCGAAGAAGAGGCGGCCGCGACCCGGACACCGAGGGGCCGCAUCGAGUCGGACAACAGCUUCUCGGAUCUUGGCUCUCCCGGCCAGGGUCGACGAUACCGAAGGGAUUCGAGCCUGCAACGAGACUCGAGCCUGCAGAGAGACUCGAGCCUACAAAGAGACCCGAGCCAGCAAAGGACCGAGCGGGCCUCGGAGAGGAGAAGAGAAGAACAAGACCGGCUGGAGCCGCUCUCCCCACCAAACCCGACCUUUGCGAGGGGUGGGCGGCGAGCGCAAGACUCGACCUACUACUCGGCCCAGGCCGGGCCUUCGGGCGCCGCACCGACAGCUGGACAGACCGUCACCAGCCUAGGCAGUCCGGGGAGCCACGCGACGUGGAGCGCCAUGAGCGGACCCGGCAAGGGUUCGGAGGCGCCCUCAGCCGCCGCCGCCGCCGACGAUAGGAGACGACGGCGCCGACAGGAGCGCCGCGCAGCGAGCGGCACGACGCGACCGUCAGACUUGGACAUGUUUGAAUAG